Molecule: messenger RNA, 11828 nt
Organism: Guillardia theta CCMP2712
Lineage: Eukaryota; Cryptophyceae; Pyrenomonadales; Geminigeraceae
Exons: 3
Coding region: 1-11751 (3916 amino acids)
Biological process (GO): microtubule-based movement
Cellular component (GO): dynein complex
Molecular function (GO): ATP hydrolysis activity; ATP binding; dynein light intermediate chain binding
Source: RefSeq, a predicted model, not a curated record
AUGGUCAAGACCUCUAGCAAAGAGAAUGCAGAUGAGAAUGGAAAUGAAGCAAAAAGCCAUCUCCCACGAACAGGCGAUGAAGCCGUCGAGUUUUUCGGACGAGCAGGAGAAGAUUCUGAAACCAAAGUGCUUUUCUUGAAUCGUGCGCAUACAGGACUGAAUUUCCGACCCUAUGACCUAGUCGUUGUCGACAGAUCUGACAUUGAGCCGGAAUACUUUACAAUGUCUUCGUCGGGAGUGGUUCACAUUCAACCAAAUCAACCAUCGCAAUUCACACAUCUUGGUCAAUGGUGGAGAAGGUCGUCACUAUUUAACACACUAAGAAGUAUUCCUUUCUUCAAAAACUUUGUGCUGGCAAAGACACAUCAACUGUGGACUCAAAAUGUGAGAUUCCGCAAGUACUCUCAAAUUCGCAAACGACUUGUGAAGAAGCUUUUUCUUGCUAAGAAGGCGUUUUGUUCUACCUUGAUCGAGGUCAAUCAUCAAUGUUUCGAGUUGAGGAGCACGUUGCUGCUUCAGUACUCCACGAAGCAUUCGUACAAUAUCAAUGAGUACAUUGACAUUCAAAACAAAGUACGCACAGAAAGUUCGAGGGCAUUUGAAAACAUUGUCGACAAAGUGCAGGCUCUGCUUGAGAAGGUCUGCGACGACGUUACUUCUCGCGUCAGAGCUUCCGAAGAUGGAUUGCCAACAGGGGGCAUUGAUGAAGCAGCAGCCAUCAUAUCUCAGAAGAGUCAAAAGAGUAAGUCGAUGCAGCAGCUGAAACAAGAGAAGUUGGAGCGUGAAAGAGCCUUGCUGCUUGCACGGCAGGAGGUUGCCAUGCUUGCUCAAUUCAUUCGACUAGCAGAUUACAUGGUGGUCGAAAGCCUGCUCCUCUUGGUGAUCCAGCAGGCAGACAUGUUCUUUCAAGAUCUUGAGCAACCAUCGAAGAAGAACGGUUUGUUCAACAUCACUAUCAGCAUGGAGAGAGACAAGAUAUGCUUUGAGCCUGAAGAGAAAGAUGUCAGCUCACAACUCUCCAGCAUGCUAGAUCAGAUGGUUUCUUGCGUCCACAAUGUUCCGCGCUUGCUUUACAUUGCUUCUUUCAAGAGCCAUUUCGACGACAAGCAGAGAGUUAUAGGUCCACACCUGGGAGACAUGAUACGAUCAAGCUCGAAUUACAAAUUGAUUUGCCAACAGAUUGAAGAUGUCAUCAAGAAAGACUUCCAGGACGUCAGAGGGUACGCUAAGUUCGCUGAGGCCUACUUUCCCAUCUACAAUUUCGCGGCGGACUUCGACAAGGAAAACUUUGCAAACCAGGACCACAUUGCAAACUCACGAAAUAUCAAGAGAGAAAUGUUGAAAUGGAAACAGUAUGGUUAUGACCUUGAGAGAAUGAAGCUCUCAGCGAUAGUAGGAAUAUUCGGAGUUGAUAGCAAAACCCUAAGAAAUAGUCUGAUGGACAAAAAGCAAGUGGUUCUAGAAGACAUGAAAGAUGUAUUGCACUCGGCCGCCAGAGAUGGCUGUGCCAACGUAUUAUCUCAAUUUCAACAAAGGAUCAAAACACUGGGCAGGAAGCCAUCAAACCUGGUGGAAUUUGCAAAGUUUGUUGAAUCCAAGAAUGAGAUUGCGGAUGAAGUCAAGAAUUUAAUUUCAAAGUCAAACACAGUAGACGACAUGUACAAGUUGUUGAGCACUUUCGAUGUCAAGAUCCCUUCUGCAGAGCAAGUAAAUCUGGAUGACUUGCACUCAAUUAACACCCAAUUUCAAGAUGUUCUCGAGAGUGCGGAACAGGAUGUUUCUGGACACCUUGGAAGACAUGCUCAAACAUUGAAUCAAGAAAUUCAGAAAUUAGAGCAAGACUUGAUUGAAAUCAUGACGGAUCUGGCUUCGGGUGAUGCCACCAAUCCUAAUGCUGACAGCUCAGCAGUGAUUGAAAUGCUUGACGCAGUUCAAAAACAGAUAGAUACCAUCCGGGCCAAAGCAGAGACGUACUCUCAUUACCAAAAACUGUUCAAUAUGUCCACUCAUGAGUAUACCAACUUGACAUCUACAACUGAACUGUUUGAGGAGAAGUACGAAUUAUGGAACCUCAUCCGGGUAUGGGAGGACCUGACAUCUGGACCUGGUGGGUGGAGGUCACAAAACUGGAGCGCACUAAGUGCAGAAGAAAUGGAAAAGGAAGUACAAAGUGCCUUGAAGAAUGCAACAAGAAUAAGCAAGAAGAGGGAAGACGACGUAGCUCAAAGAUUCAAAGAAGAUGUCUUGAAAUGGAAGCAUUACAUGUCAACACUAGUCCCGUUGGGUAAUCCGGCUUUGAAAACACGUCAUUGGGAAAAGAUAUUCGAAAAAUUGGGCAGGUCAUAUGACAAAGACAUGACUCUGGACAACCUGAUACAAUGGAACAUCUUUAGCAUACGCGAAUUCGUUGAGGAGAUAUCCGGAGUGGCCUCAGGAGAGCUUGCUUUGGAGAUCCAGUUGGAGAAGAUUGAAAACACGUGGAAGAACCUCAACUUUACAGUGCAUGGCUAUCGAGAGAGCAAAGACAUCUUCAUACUGGCUGGUCUUGACGACAUCUUCACAGCUUUGGAAGACAAUCAAGCAGCGCUACAAACCAUGCUGGCGUCACGUUUCGUCAUGGGAAUUCGCGACAAGGUGGAAUACUGGGAUCGAAAACUCUCUUUACUCUCGGAAACUUUAGAUGAAUGGCUCGCUGUCCAACGCAGCUGGAUGUACUUGGAGAGCAUCUUUGGAGCUCCAGACAUUCAAAAACAGCUGCCACAGGAGACUGUACAAUUCUUGAGGGUGGAUCAGAACUGGAAGGACAUCAUGAAGAAGACCAAGAAACGGCCGAAUGCUAUAGACGCAUCAACCGCUCAAGGCAUCCUAGAGAUGUUCCAAGAGUCGAACAAAGUUUUGGAGAAGAUCCAAAAGAGUUUAGAAGACUAUCUUGAGACCAAGAGAAUGGGUUUCCCGAGAUUUUACUUCUUGUCCAAUGAUGAACUGCUGGAGAUUCUAUCUCAAACAAGAGAUCCUCUGGCAGUACAGCCUCACCUGCGGAAAUGCUUCGAUGCGAUGGCAACUGUUGAUUUUGAAGACGGUCAAGCUACUGACGAUGACAAGCCGAUGAAAAUCAUUGUCGCCAUGAAUAGUGCUGAAACCGAAAAGGUGAAGUUCAGCAACCCGGUUGCUACGGCGCCGAAAAGCGUUGAGUUCUGGAUGUGCGAUCUGGAAGCGAUGAUGAUUCAGAGUUUGUUGGACUGGACGAUUGAAGCCAAAGAAGCAUACAGCGAGGAUGUAAGAGAGAAGUGGUUUUUCAUGUUUCCCGCCGCAUCUAUCUCAACAGUGGAUCAGAUCGAAUGGACUAGGAGCGCAGAAAAUGCCAUCAAUCUGAUCAAUGAGGGAGUAAACGAAAACGCGCUCAAUGAUUUCCUUCAAGCUUCUGUGGAGCAAAUAAGUAGAAUGGUUGAUGUUAUCAGGACGAACCUCACCAACAUCCAACGUUCUGUCAUGGCAAACUUGAUUGUUCUUGAUGUGCAUGCGCGAGAUGUCACAAAACGUUUGAUUCGAGACAAGGUGUCUUCUAUCACAGAUUUUGCCUGGAUUUGUCAGCUACGAUACUAUUGGGACGAGAGUUCAGUGGACGACAAGCAUGGCUGUGUUGUGCGGCAAACCAACGCCUGGUUCUACUACGGUUGGGAGUACCUCGGCGUGGUCCCCAGGUUGGUCAUCACUCCUCUCACCGACAAAUGCUUCAUGACCCUCACCGGCGCUCUCAACCUUCUGCUCGGUGGCGCUCCCGCUGGCCCCGCAGGCACCGGAAAGACUGAGUCCGUGAAAGACCUCGGAAAGGCGCUGGCAAUGCCGGUGGUCGUGUUCAACUGCUCCGAUGGCCUCGACUACAAGAUGAUGGAGAAGUUCUUCUCGGGACUAGCUCAGGCAGGUGCUUGGGCCUGCUUCGACGAGUUCAACAGGAUCGACAUCGAAGUGCUGUCUGUCAUUGCACAGCAGAUCAUGACCAUCCAGAAUGCUCUCAAAGAAUUCGUGGAACGAUUCGAAUUCUUCGGGAAGGAAAUCAGACUCAACAGAAACUACGGAUGCUUCAUCACUAUGAAUCCGGGAUACGCUGGGAGAACAGAGUUACCCGACAAUCUGAAAGCUCUCUUCCGUCCGAUGGCGAUGAUGGUUCCAGAUUACGCUUUGAUCGCAGAGAUCAUGUUGUUCUCCGAGGGAUUCAGAGACUCUCUCACUCUCGCUCGCAAGCAAACAGCCAUGUACAGGCUGGCAUCUGAGCAGCUUUCAUCGCAAGAUCACUAUGACUUUGGCAUGAGAGCGGUCAAGUCUGUUCUGGUCAUGGCAGGGAAGUUGAAACGGUCAGAUCCAAACAUGGUGGAAGACAUCACGCUGAUAAGAGCUCUGAGAGAUAGCAACAUCCCCAAGUUCCUUGCUCCUGAUAUCCCGCUCUUCAACGCCAUUCUACGGGAUUUGUUCCCUGGCGUCACUGUGCCUCAAGUCGAUUAUGGAAAUGUACAGACGUAUAUCGAACGGAAGCUUGUGGAGAGAAAGUUGCAGAUCGUGCCUGCAUUUGUGGGAAAGAUCAUUCAACUGCACGAGACGAUGGUGGUGCGGCAUGGAGUUAUGCUCGUCGGAGUGACGGCUGUCGGCAAGACGACAGUGUCCACAGUCCUGGGUCAUGCCUUCACGCAAAUGAAGAUGGACGGGGCCGGUGGAGACUUCGAGAAGGUGGAUCAGUACACUUUGAAUCCGAAAUCCAUCACAAUGGGAGAGUUGUACGGAGAGUUCAACCUCAUGACGCAAGAGUGGACAGAUGGGAUCAUCUCGACCAUCGUUCGUGAAGCUUGCAGCGCCGUAGCCAACGGUGACACAGCCAGGAAAUGGAUCUGGUGCGAUGGGCCCGUGGACGCGAUUUGGAUUGAGUCCAUGAACACGGUACUUGAUGACAACAAGACUCUCUGUCUGAACAACGGAGAGCGGAUCAAGCUUCCCUCAACCAUGACGAUGGGAUUCGAAGUGAACGACCUCGCUGUUGCCUCCCCUGCUACUGUGAGUAGGUGUGGCAUGGUGUAUCUCGAGCCGGUGUACCUUCGCUGGCACCCUGCAGCCCAGUCGUGGGCUGAGAAUGUGCUGGAAGAGCGCUUCCAAGGGUAUGGGAAGAAAGCGAUGGAGCUGUUCGAGGUCGUCGGCGAUCCUACCUUGUCCUUCAUCAGGAAGGAAUGUACCGAGCACCUUGUUUCUGUUGAUUUCAAUCUCAUGAUGAGCUUUCGCAAUCUACUUGGCAGCCUCUUGAAUGAGUCUUAUGGAGUUGACAAAGAUAACAUCAAUGAGAGGUUCGAGAAGUAUUUUGUGUUUUCGUACAUCUGGACCUUGGGCGGAAACCUCCAUGACAAUUCGAUUCCAAAGUUCGAUGAGUUUGCUAGGCAGAUGAUCACGAAGAUUGUCCCAGACUUUCCCACAGACAAGAGCAUCUACGAUUGGAAGAUCGACGAGAGCACAGGAGAUUUCGUACCAUGGUCAUCGCUCAUCCCGAAGUUUGAAUAUGACAAGACGCAACCAUUCUUCAACCUGAUUGUCCCGACAAUUGAUUCCACCCGAGUCAAGUUUGUGAUGAAAGCUCAGAUUCUUGGAGGUCACCAUGUUCUUGUGGGAGGCAACUCAGGAGUUGGCAAGACCAUCAUAAUCCAAGACUUCCUAGACAAUGCUGGAGAGGAGUACAUCAGUCAAACUAAAGUUUUCAGCGCUCAAACGCCUGCUCGAGGCUUACAGGUCUUCUUCGAAGAGAAGCUGGAGAAGAUUAGGAAGAACCUGCUUGGCCCUCCCUCUGGAAAGACUUUCUUGUUCUUCAUCGACGACUUGAACAUGCCCAUGAAAGAGACCUACGGAGCUCAACCGCCAAUCGAGCUCAUCAGGCAGAUCAUAAACGUGCAAGACGAAAACAACGGAGGGUUCUACGACCUGAAGAAGAUUGGGCUCUUCAAGAAGGUCCGAAACACGCAAUUCCUUGCAGCCAACGCCCCACCAGGAGGGGGGAGGUCCGAGGUGACUCCUCGACUGAUGAGGCACUUCCAUCUCAUCAACCUGCCGGACUUGUCAAACGAAUCGAUGAAAUCCAUCUUCCUGUCCAUUAUGACCGGCUUCCUGCAAGAUUUCCCUUCAGAGUAUGCCGGCAUCGGGGAACCUGUCGUCGAGGGGACCUUGGACGUGUACGUGGAGAUACAGAAGGCUUUGCUUCCGACCCCUUCCAAAUCUCACUACACCUUCAACCUCCGCGAUCUCGCGAAAGUGAUACAGGGCAUUCUCAUGGUCGAUCCUGCAAACAUUGAGAAUGUUGAUCAGUUUCUCAGGCUGUGGAGCCAUGAAUGCUCGAGGGUCUUCAGAGAUCGUCUGAUCAGUGACGAAGACAAGCAUUGGUACGAUGAGAAGAUACUAGCAGUUAUAGAAACUUCCUUCAAGAAAAACUGGACCAAGGACGAAAUCUCUGAUGUUUGCUUUGGUGACUUCCUUGCGACUAAACCAGCUCCAUACGUCGAGAUCAAGGACAUGGAGAAAGCGAAUUCCGUACUGAAAGAUUUUGCUGAGGAUUACACAUUGAACUUGAACAAACCGAUGGACUUGGUAUUCUUCAAAGAUGCCAUUCAGCACAUUGGCAGGAUUGCUAGGUUGCUCCGCCAACCCAGGGGAAAUGCCCUUCUUGUUGGAGUCGGUGGCAGCGGACGGCAGAGUCUCACAAAGCUCGCGUCAUACAUAGCAGAGAUGAAAUGCUUUCAGAUUGAGUUGUCGAGAGGGUACGGGGUGAAUGAGUUCCACGAGGACUUGAAACGUCUGUUGUUCCUGGCUGGCGCGGAGAACAAGCCAACUGUGUUUCUGUUCAACGACACGCAGAUUAUUCGAGAAUCAUUCCUUGAGGACAUCAACAACAUUCUCAACGCUGGCGAGGUCCCUGACCUCUUCGCUGCCGAUGAGAUGUCCAAGAUCGUGGAUGCCGUACGUCCUCUAGCCAAGGCUGCCGGCAGGCUAGAGACGAAGGACAACAUAUACGCUCACUUUGUGAGCCUCUGCAGAGACAACCUUCACUGUGUGUUGGCGUUCAGCCCUGUGGGCGAGGCGUUUCGAAACCGCCUGAGGAUGUUCCCGUCCCUUGUCAACUGCUGCACCAUCGACUGGUUCACGCCCUGGCCUCAGGACGCUCUCCGAUCUGUGGCGAAUCAGUUCCUGUCCAAGAUCGACCUGGGCUCAGAGACGGUUAGAGACUCGAUCAGCAAAGUCUGCAUGACGAUCCACUCCUCUGUCAGAAAAUCAGCUGAAGGGUUCUUGGCAGAGCUGCGCAGACACACGUACACUACCCCCACAAGUUAUCUGGAACUGAUCAACGUCUACACUCAAAUGCUCGCCGACGAACGAUCCAUUGUCAACGGGAAGGCGGAUCGAUACCAAGGAGGAAUGGACAAACUGAUCUCCACCAACAAGAUGGUCACAGAGCUCAGGACAGAAAUCAUUGAGCUGCAGCCUGUCUUAGCUCAGGCAGCAGAAGACACGGCAAAGUUGAUCGAGGAGGUGACAAAGGACAAGGAGGCAGCAGCAGUGGUGAAGGCAAACGUUGAAGAUGAAGCGAAGAAGGUUAACGCAGCUACGGAGGAGGCGCAGGCGAUCAAGGAGGAUGCGCAGAAGGACCUGGAUGAGGCGCUGCCGGCGUUCGACUCGGCCCUGAAGGCGCUCAAGUCUCUUAACAAGAACGACAUCACUGAGAUCAAGUCGUUUGCUAAACCACCUGAGAUGGUGAUGACCACGUUGGAAGCUGUAUGCAUCCUGAAAGGCGUGAAACCUAACUGGGAUGAGUCGAAGAAACUUUUGAAUGAUUCCAACUUCCUUUCCAGCCUUGAAACAUAUGACAAGGACAACAUUCCCGAAAAGAGUCUCAAGACCUUGCAGAAAUACAUCAACAAUCCAGACUUUGUGCCAGACAAAGUCGAGAAGAUAUCGAAAGCAGCGAAAUCGCUGUGCAUGUGGGUUCGAGCCAUGGAUGUCUACGCCAGGGUUGCCAAGAAUGUUGAACCGAAGAAGAAGAAGUUGAUGGAGGCUGAAAAGAUGGUGGCUGAUAUGAGCGCGCUGCUCGCUCGGAAAACGCAGGAGUUGAACGAUGUCCUGGCACGAGUCAAGACGUUGGAAGACAAGCUCGCAGAGACGUUGAAGAAGAAAGACGAGUUGCAGCAGCAGUCAGACAUCAGCACGGCAAGGCUCGAAAGAGCUGAGAAACUCACCGGAGGCCUUGCCAACGAGCAAGUCAGGUGGGCGCAGGAGUUGGAUCAGCUGAACCAAGACAAGAUCGACUUGACCGGAAACAUCCUGAUAGCCGCUGGAGUCAUCGCGUACGCAGGGCCCUUCACCGCCAACUACCGCAAGGAUCUGAUCUCCAAGUGGACCAAGGUAUGCGCUGAGGAGAACCUGCCCUGCGACCAGCACUUCACCUUGGAGCGGAUCGUGGGAGAUCCUCCGACCAUCAGGAACUGGAACAUCCAGGGGCUGCCCGCCGAUCCUUUCUCAGUAGAGAACGGGAUCAUCGUGACCAAAGGGAGGCGAUGGCCGCUGAUGAUCGACCCUCAGAUGCAGGCCAACCGAUGGGUCCGCGCGAUGGAGAAGACGAAUCGCAUCCAAGUGAUCAAGCUGACAGAACCGACGUUCUUGCGUACUCUAGAGAACUGCAUCAGGAUAGGAAACCCUGUCCUCCUUGAGAACGUGGAGGAGUCUCUCGAUCCGGCGCUUGAGCCUGUUCUAUCCAAGUCCGUCUUCAAGCAAAGCGGUCGGCUGCUCAUCCGCCUGGGGGAUACCGAUGUAGACUACAACCCCGACUUUAAGCUCUACAUCACAUCCAAGUUGCCGAACCCUCACUAUCCCCCCGAAGUCUGCGUCAAGGUCACCAUUGUCAACUUCACCGUCACCCCCAAGGGCUUGGAAGAUCAGCUGCUGGUCUCUGUGGUGGCGCACGAGCGGCCGGAGCUCGAGGACGAGAAGAAUGAGUUGGUGGUGCAGAUAGCUAACGGGCAGAAGCAGCUCAAGGAGAUCGAAGACAAGAUUCUCUUCAUGCUUGCAAAUUCGCAAGGAAACAUCUUGGACGAUCAAGACCUGAUCGAGACGCUGGGGGCGAGCAAGACAACAUCAGCUGAGAUCAACGAGCAGCUCAACCAGGCCUCCGAGACCAAGACGAGAAUCGAUGACGCGUGCGAGGGAUACAGGCCGGUAGCGAAGCGAGGAGCCAUCUUGUACUUUGUUGUGGCGAGCAUCGCGAAUGUCGAUCCUAUGUAUCAGUACUCUCUUCAAUUCUUCAUCAAUCUGUUCAAUGGCUGCAUGGACAAGAGCCCCCGAUCGCCUGACAUAGCCGAGCGAGUGAACAUCAUCAUCAAGGUUGUGACGGAAGAUGUUUACACGAACGUGUGUCGAGGUCUGUUUGAGAAGGACAAGAAGAUGUUCUCCUUCAUGAUCGCUGUGCAACUGAUGCGGUUGGAAUCUGAGAGCAUCUCGGAGGAAGAGUGGGGCUUCUUCCUUACAAAAGGAGGGUAUGUCGAUCCGGCGAAGCUGCCGGCAAAUCCAUGCGAAGAUUGGGUGAAGACAGAAGUGCUGGGAGGCCUCUACAACCUCAACCACCUCAAGAGCUUCGACUCCUUCCUCGACUCCUUCUUCGCAGACGCCUCGGCAUGGCAAGCAUGGUUCGACAAGACAGCCCCGCACGAGGAGCCGCUGCCUGGGAAGUGGGAGGAGGAGCUGACGCAGUUCCAGAAGCUGCUGGUGAUUCGAGUGCUGCGAGACGAGAAGCUGGUGGAAGCAGUCACUCUCUUCAUCUACAAGAACAUCGGGAAGCACUUCGUUGACGUGCCCGCGUUCGAUCUUGCCGCCUCCUUCAACGACUCCUCCCCCCUGACUCCCAUCAUCUUCGUGCUCUCCACAGGCGCUGACCCGACCAUGUACCUCUUCAACCUGGCCAAGGAGCUCUCGGUCUUCGAGAGGCUCAAGAUGAUCUCGCUCGGGCAAGGCCAGGGCCCGAUAGCUGAGGCGCUCAUCGCCAGCGCGCGCGAGUCCGGGGACUGGGUCUGCUUGCAGAACUGCCACCUGGCCUCGUCCUGGAUGCCGGAGCUGGAGAAGAUCCUCGAGUCGCACCAGACAAUGAAGCUGCACGAUGACUUCAGGUUGUGGCUGAGCAGCAUGCCCAGCAAGGUCUUCCCCGCUAGCGUUCUGCAAGCUGGGAUCAAGCUGACCAACGAGCCUCCCAAGGGCCUUCGUGCGAACAUGAAGCGAACCUACGAAGACAUGUCUGAGGCUGAGUUCCUCUACUUCGACGAGAAGGCUGCUGAGGAUGACAAGCUGGCACCCAAGAUCAGAGCAUGGAAGAAGCUCUUGUUUGGCUUGUGCUUCUUUCACGCGUGCGUGCAAGAGCGGAGGAAGUAUGGACCCAUCGGGUGGAACAUCCGGUACGAGUGGAACCAAUCCGACAUCCUAACGGCCAUGGCGAACCUUCGGAUGUACUUGGAGGAGCAGAGCACGGUCCCUUACGAGACUCUCCAGUACGUCAUCGGCGAGGUGAACUACGGAGGGAGAGUAACAGACUACAUGGAUCAGAGGUGUGUGGCAGCUAUCCUGGAAAGGUACAUCAACCCUGAGACCGUGGAGAACGACGAUUACAAGUUCACUGAGGACGGGAGGUAUUACUCCCCCGAACCAUCUCAGUUCCAGUCUGUUCGUGAUUACAUCGACAAGCUGCCGCUCACCGACACCCCUGAGGUCUUCGGCCUCCACAUGAACGCAGCCAUCGCCUUCGAGAACAGCGAGACCAAGUACCUUAUGGACACCAUCAUAUCUUCUCAGCCGAGGAGCAGCCAAGGCACGGGGGGCGACACUGCUGACGACAUUGUUGGGGCGCUUGCCGCGGACUUGCUCAGCAAGCUGCCGAAGCCUCUCUCCACAGAGAACACCUCCUCCUUGACGUUCAUGGCAGACGACGAGGGGACUGUCAACUCUCUCGGGACUUACCUGACCAUCGAGAUGGGCAAGUUCAACAAGCUGCUCAAGAAGAUGAGCUCCACCCUCUCGGAGCUCAGACGAGCCAUCAAGGGGCUGGUGGUCAUGUCCUCCGACCUCGACAGCAUGUUCCAGGCCUUCCAGUUCCAGAAGGUCCCCGCCAACUGGAACUCGGUGUCAUACCUAUCGCAGAAGCCCCUCGGUUCCUGGUUUAAGGAUCUCAUCGAGAGAGUCGAGUUCAUGCAGAAGUGGAUCGAGCGGGGGCCUCCGGAGAGCUUCUGGAUGUCCGCCUUCUUCUUCCCUCAAGGCUUCAUGACCGCAGCCCUGCAGAUGUACGCGCGAGACAAGAAGAUAGCCAUCGACACCCUCGACUUCAAGACAGUAGUGAUGAAGACUUCUCCUGAAGAAGUCGUAGCUCGUCCUCCGCACGGCGUCUACAUCUACGGAGCCUUCAUUGAGGGGGCGCGGUGGGACAAAGAGCUCAACUGCAUCAUGGAGUCGCGCUUCGGGGAGACCCACGUGUACAUGCCAGUGAUCUGGCUGGAGCCAGUGGUGAAGGGGCAGGAGGCGGAAGACUCGGACACCUACAACAUCCCCUUCUACAAGGUCUCCUCUCGAGCUGGAACCUUGUCCACCACCGGCCACUCCACCAACUUCAUCCGUUUGCUUCAGCUGCCCUCCGGACAUGUCAGCCCGACGCACUGGGUAAGGAGGAGCGUAGCACUGCUCUCACAGCUCGACGACUAGAGCCAUGGCGAGCAUGGAAGCCCCUAGAUCUUAGUAUGCGAGGUAUAAUGUACAAGCUAAUAACAUUUCGCUCUCCU